AUGAAUAACCCAGGCAGCAACAACACCUUCAAGCCUCCACAUGCCCUCGUGCCCACUCCCAAGCUCUACGACGAGCUUGUGGGUGACGGCAUGGAAAACCUAGCCAAGGGCACCGUCGCUGGAAUCUUACCCAUCAAUCCUGCUUCCGUGGUUCUGGACAUUGGAUGUGGCACCGGCGCCGGUACUACCGCCGUGCUUGACGCCGUAAGCCACUCCAAAACCGACAAAGCCCACAUCACAAUCAAGGGCGUCGACAUCCACGAAGGUGCAUUAGAUAUCUACAAGAAGAAAGCUGCCGAGCACAAAUGGCCUGCCGAGGCUAUCAAAGCGGAUGCCAGCAACCUCGACACCAUCGCAGACGCUACGUUUACCCAUGCAAUCGGCACUGCGUUUCUCUUCGCUCUGCCAGAAGAUGGCGUCCCCGCGAUCAAGGAAAUUUAUCGCACACUGCAAUCUGGCGGCGUGGCGGCGUUCAACUCGUGGGCUCAUGUACCUAAUAUGGAUCCUCUGCGCGUCGCUUCAGCAGCUACGCGACCUGAGGGAACGCCGGAGAUCCGGGGUGGCAUGGAUAAGUGGGAGGAUGCUGAGUUUCUCAGAGGGGUGAUCGAGAAGGGUGGAUUCGCGAGCGAGAAGAUUACGAUGAGGAAGCGGGAUGUUUACGUUACGGGGACGACGAUUCAACGCUAUGCUACUAUGCUGUGGAGCUUCAUUGGCGGGACCACAAAGGCUGGAUGGCUUGAGUCUGAUGGCGAGAAGUGGGAUGAGGCGAUUGAGAUUGUGGAGGCUGAACUGCGCAAGGCGGAUGGGUUUAAGGAGCUGGAGGGUGGGAGGCUGAGGUUGAAGUUUGUGGCUAACAUUGCGGUCGCGAGGAACUAG
Didymosphaeria variabile is the source of this 876-nucleotide messenger RNA. RefSeq lists its product as uncharacterized. The record is from RefSeq and is a predicted model, not a curated record. The transcript has a single exon. NCBI's taxonomy places the organism in Eukaryota, Fungi, Ascomycota, Dothideomycetes, Pleosporales, Didymosphaeriaceae. The coding region runs from base 1 to 876 and encodes 291 amino acids.